AUGGCCCAAAAUCAGCAAGCCAGAAACCCCUACAUCCUUAGACCGGGUUGGGACCCAGUGAAUGUUGGAUUUGAGGACAGCAACCUGCAAUGGCUGAAGAGCCACCCCACUGGAAAUGACAUAGCCGGUGGAGAAGCAGUCAUAGGAGCUACCUGUGGCCUCUCGGAACAAGAGGAACAGGUUGAGGCUGGAUAUCCGACAGCCUCAGAGAAAAUCAAUGUGCAGGGGACAUCGCACUUGCCGGUUUCCCAUAUGUACACCGAGUCCGAUACCCAGUGGCACUUCAACCAACUUACCAGUUGUUGUGCACAGUUUGUAGAAAGAGCAGGGGCUGGGGAUUUGACCAGCCCAGAAAAAGCUGAAGUGCAGGACACUUUGGUGAGCUGGCACUCAGCAGAUGCUGAGAUGCCGUUAUCCCCCCAUGGAACCAGUGGGGAGAUGGUCACUUGGACCAUAUUAGACCCUUCACAGUGGGAGGAAUGGGUAUGGCCCAUGAAUUUGGCUGGCCCAGAAUGGGUCGAAGUGCAGGGCGCUUCAGAGAGCAGGCACUCAGAGAUGCUGAGAUGCCCUCAGAAGUCUUCAAAGGACAAUGAAGAUAACAGCAGCGCAUGUAUAUCGCUGCUGGGAGAUAAAGCGCUAGCUAUCAUACUAGCAGUGGAUGAGCACACAUCCAAGAAUGCCUGCACACAGGUCUGA
Messenger RNA from Cantharellus anzutake, 696 nucleotides. RefSeq lists its product as uncharacterized. Lineage: Eukaryota; Fungi; Basidiomycota; Agaricomycetes; Cantharellales; Hydnaceae. The transcript has 5 exons. Bases 1 to 696 code for a protein of 231 amino acids. The record is from RefSeq and is a predicted model, not a curated record.